Molecule: messenger RNA, 886 nt
Organism: Theobroma umbraticum
Lineage: Eukaryota; Viridiplantae; Streptophyta; Magnoliopsida; Malvales; Malvaceae
Gene: TAFII21
Product: TATA binding protein associated factor 21kDa subunit
Biological process (GO): RNA polymerase II preinitiation complex assembly; DNA-templated transcription initiation
Cellular component (GO): SAGA complex; transcription factor TFIID complex
Molecular function (GO): RNA polymerase II general transcription initiation factor activity; transcription coactivator activity; protein heterodimerization activity
Source: RefSeq, a predicted model, not a curated record
AUAAAAUUUCGUUACUCGUUUAGGCCCGACCCGAACAAGUCCUCUGCGUUUUCUCCCUCAAGCAAUCGGCUUCCGAGUUUCAACUUCAAGGCUUUCGAAUCUCUCAGUCUCUUCCUUUCUAUCUCGAUCUCACCCUCUGCAGCGGCAACUCUUGCAAUUUCUGCUCCCAUCGAUCUCUCCGCAAGUAACUAAAGGGGCAAUGGCAGAAGGGGAGGAGGACCUGCCAAGGGAUGCUAAGAUUGUGAAGUCGUUGCUGAAAUCAAUGGGUGUCGAGGACUAUGAACCUCGCGUUGUUCAUCAGUUUCUUGAGCUGUGGUAUCGUUAUGUUGUGGACGUAUUGACAGAUGCGCAGGUCUACUCGGAGCAUGCUGGGAAGCAAACCAUCGACUGCGAUGAUGUCAAGCUUGCUAUUCAAUCCAAAGUCAAUUUCAGCUUCUCACAACCCCCACCGCGAGAGGUGCUAUUGGAGUUAGCAAGAAAUCGGAACAAAGUUCCAUUGCCGAAGGCCAUACCGGCACCUGGUAUCGCCAUCCCUCCUGACCAGGAUACGUUGAUCAAUACAAACUACCAAUUUGCUAUCCCUAGGAAGCAGGCAGUGGAAGAGACGGAAGAGGAUGAAGAAAGUGUUGAUCCUAAUCCCUCCCAAGAGCAGAAGACGGAUAUGCCGCAGCCAACUUCUCAAAGAGUAUCAUUUCCCCUGGCUAAGCGCUCAAAGUGAGGAUUCAAUUGGUUAGCUUUGUAAGAUGUUUCAGCUAGCCCUUCGUGUAGGAUAUUAUGCAUGAAGUUGUAUCAUUACUAAAGAGAAAAGGUUGUUUAUCCGUUAUCAUGGUGGUAUGUAAAGGAUCAUUUCAAUGGUAUCAAAAUUCUGCUUCCAGUGUUAGUGUAA